CGACAGUUAGAGUUGCCGUGUAUUUUGUGACAACCCCUCGAGUGCUCGAAAGUCGACGUUAUAAAACGUUCAGUUCCCAAAUAGAGUUCAGUGUCAAAUACUACUCAUCUGUCAGUUUCGGAUCAAUACAUUAAAAAUCUCACUGUCCGGUGUAAAUAAGAAUUUCAAGUUAAUUGUUGUCGCAUUCAAAAAUAAAAAUGUUCGCAGUUUAUCUAGAAACUGGAAAUAAUGGCCAAAAAAGGCUCAUUGAAUUACAAAAUUCAAUGAGUGGUGUUGAACUUAUGGAUAUGCUCCAUCAAAAUUUCAAAAUUUCAAAAGAUACCUUUUUUCUCAAAUGUAAUGGGCUCUUAAUAAAUGAAGAAGAUCAAAUUCAAAAUCAAGAUGUCAUUUUAAUGCCAAGACUUCUAGGUGGUAAAGGAGGAUUUGGAUCCAUGUUAAGAGCGAUUGGUGCUCAGAUUGAAAAAACUACAAACAGAGAAGCUUGCAGAGAUUUAAGCGGAAGGCGCUUAAGGGACAUAAAUGAAGAAAAAAGGCUCAAAGCUUGGCUUGAAAAACAAGCCCAAAAAAAAGAUGAUUCAGAGGAAAAGAAAAAGAAAAAGAUUGAAAAAUUACGUGCUGAACCAAAACAUGAAUUUAAGGAUGCUUCAUAUGAGGCUCAAAGAUCUGAAUUAACUGAAAGAGUUCAAGAUGCUGUAGAGGCUGGCUUUGCGGUUGCUUCAGCUUCCAUAGGUGUUAAAAGAGCAUCAGAGAGUGAACCUAAAAGAGUUGUCAAGAAAAGGAAAACGAUAUUAGAUGAUUCAGAUGAUGAUUUGAGUGGAGAGGAUUCUUCUGAUGAAGAAGAAACAAAAACAAAUAAAUUAUCUGUAAGCUUAUAAAGUUGUAAAUGUACUUAGGUAAUUAAGUAUAAGUUUUGUAUUUUUAGUUUAAUACACUUAUGUAGUCUCAUCCUUCAUUCGAUUGUAUAUAGGUAUAAAUAAUAAUUUUAUAAUAAAAUCAUUCAUAAAAUGUCAAAACUCUUGUAUUGUUAUGUGUAAAAUUCAAAAUAUAUACAGCUUCAUGAUUAAA
This is a messenger RNA of Trichogramma pretiosum, 1065 nucleotides long. Its product is annotated as replication stress response regulator SDE2. Gene Ontology annotation, cellular component: nucleus. NCBI's taxonomy places the organism in Eukaryota, Metazoa, Arthropoda, Insecta, Hymenoptera, Trichogrammatidae. The record is from RefSeq and is a predicted model, not a curated record. The transcript is spliced from 2 exons. Bases 198 to 875 code for a protein of 225 amino acids.